GUUCCUGAAAAUAUAAGAAAGUGUUAGGACAUUAUUAUUCAUUAGAGAAAAACACAACACUCAUAGUAAAUUCUAAAAAUAUUUGGGUAUUUACAUUGAUACUUAUGUAUACUUUGUGUUAGAAUGUAAAGUGUGCCAGACAGUCUAAUAUCAAAAUCGACGGUAUUCGGGUUUUGCGGCUGAAGUUCGGUGAACUUUCAUUAAACCCGUCGGGAAACGUAAAUAGCUAAAAAUAUUGUGUUGUGACUAACGCCGGGUGCGAAUUGUGAAGAUUCACUCCAUACAUCCUGUCUGCGGCUCCAGUCUGAAUUCAGGAGGGAAAGCUAACAACGCUAUAAAAGUUGCCGCAAUAAACGAAAGUGAUAUCUAUAAAUUCUGAACAUCGUGUGUUUAAAUUCCUAUCUGUGUUAAGUAAUUACAUACAGUGAUCGCAACGAUAAGACUGAUAGUUAAAUUACUAAUCGGAUUGGUUUCCUGUAAACAAUGACUCGGGGUCCGACGGUGAUCCGGGUGCCCCCCGGCGGGGGCGGGGGCGGGGGGCGCGGCAUCAAGUGUUGCUGCUGCCUCUGCUGCCAGUGCAUCAACUUCGGUUAUCUCACCUCGCAACAUGGACUCAUCAAACUGGCUGAGGCGAUGCUGGGCGGUCUCUGCCAGAGCCUGCUGGUGCGUUACGGCAUGUCUGAGGCCAGCAGCAUGGGGUCGGCCUUCCACGGGUUCCUGACCACGGCCAGCGCCUGCCUGCUCACCACGGGGCUGCUGAUCGCCUGCUAUGUGCUGUCCGGGAACUCGCAGAACUUGAUACGGCAGUCGAUCUUUGAAUGUCUGUUCAACGCGACCGCCUGCUUCCUGUACCUGUCGGCGUCGUCGUACAUGGGCGUGGCGGUGAACUUCUACUUGUACCCGCGGUACGCGCUCGUCAACAUGUACGCCGCCUACCCCGCCAUGACCGCCGUCUAUUACAUUGGCGUCGUCUUGGGGAUCCUACACGGAGUCGAUGCUUACAUAUCGUAUAAAUAUUAUAAAGGUUAUCGAUGAUAUAUUUUUUGUAAUGUUCUGUUUAUAAAGAACUACUCUUAUAUAUUAGUAUACUAGUAAGUACUACUUAUCUAUUAUAUUUAUCUGGUUACCUCAAUUUACAACACAAUCUGUAAGUUCAACUGAUAAUCAGUUAAUUUUAAUUUGUGAAUGAAACUAACAAUCCUCUUAGCUUUAAUUUUAAAACAACUACAAUUAUAAUUAAUAAUAUUGAAGUGAUUAAGUAUAUGUAAAUAAUAAUUUAAGUUGCUUUUAUCUUUAUAAUAAAUUAAAUUGUA
Plutella xylostella (diamondback moth) is the source of this 1313-nucleotide messenger RNA. RefSeq names its product MARVEL domain-containing protein sing (gene sing). Lineage: Eukaryota; Metazoa; Arthropoda; Insecta; Lepidoptera; Plutellidae. Gene Ontology annotation, cellular component: membrane. The record is from RefSeq and is a predicted model, not a curated record.